Molecule: messenger RNA, 1752 nt
Organism: Cicer arietinum (chickpea)
Lineage: Eukaryota; Viridiplantae; Streptophyta; Magnoliopsida; Fabales; Fabaceae
Source: RefSeq, a predicted model, not a curated record
GUCGAUUCUUUUGUACAAUUGUAUUACCUUUUUGUUGCUUCAAACUUUUUCUUACAACGAUACAAAAAUAUAAGUUUGUACCUUUAUUGAUUUUUUUAUGCCCUUGAUACAUGUUGGAAGUUUUCAUUGCUAGCAUCUAAAUCUACAUCUUAAGUUUACAACAAGAUCUUCUCAAAAUGUUUUAUUUUUAUGGUUAUUGGAUUUUUAAAACUAUUUAUUUGAAUAUUUGAUAUCCAAUCUUUAUUUUUGGGACUCUUUUUAAAAAAAAAAAUGGUAUCCUCGUUGAUCUCACCAUCUGGUUCUUCAAAAUCAUACUUUGAAGCUUUCCACCAACUCAUGAAAAUAAAUUUCCAUGUGGUUCAAGUAAGAUUCUGAUUGCAUUCAAUUAAUCUCAAACAAAUGUUCAUAAGUACACUUGAAGUCAUCACUUUUCAAACAAAUCUACACCUCCAAAGAAGAAAGACUAAGUGGUAACACCAAAACUUAUCCAUCAACAAAGCUAAAUAAUCAUUCAAAUGGCUGCCAAUCCCAUAAUCAUCAAAAGGAGAGAAGACAUAGAUCGCUUCCGUUCAUUCUCGUGAUCUGUGCCUAGAAUGAGAGGUGCGUUUGGUCAAAUUAUUCGUAACUUGAUAGGUGACAGAGGUGAUGGUGUAGAGAGAAUUCCACCAACAACAUCAAACACGCGACGCAACGAAACAAAUCGUUCAAUUAGGCAGCGUCGUCGAAGACAAGAGGAGGUCCAGGAUGAUGAUGUUGAGUCCAUCGAGCAUGCACAUAUGGAGGAGGAUGUCCUUCAGCCUCCACAGAUGGAGCAUGUUGCUGAUGAUAUUCAUGAUACUUCUGCACAUGCUGAUGAUGCCGAUGAGUCGGAUUAUGCUGCUGAUAUUGUUGAUCAAGAUCAGCAGACCGGAUUUCCCAGAGGACCGAUGGUGACAUGUCUGUUGACACAGUACGAGCAUUAUGUUGCUCAGAGGUUAUGGGAAGGAGAGGAUCGUGGAUCACUAAAGAUAAUUACUCACGGAUUGAAAUUGAAGAAGUUUACAGAAGUUCCAAUGCCAGCUCCUGUAGAGCAUUGGAUUCAGGAAUCUGGGUUGAUGCAUCUGUCUUCAGGCUACCUCACAAUGACUGAUGCUGGUCUGAUAUCCGCAUUUGUUGAAAGAUGGCACAGAGAGACCAGCUCAUUUCAUAUGCCAUUUGGAGAGAUGACUAUUACCUUAAACGAUGUCGCGACUCUCCUUUACAUCUCACCACAUGGCUUCUGCGGAAUUGAUUUUCUUUUAUGACAACUUGAGAGAUGGAGCUGUCCACGACACUCGACAGUUGGGAGGUUACAUGACCCUACUACAGUGUUGGAUUUAUGAGCACUUCCCUAGGAUCUGUAAGCGGAGUGAUAGAGGAGUGGUUCCUACGCAUCUUCCAAGAGCAUGUAGUUAGAUUGCAAAACAUGCUGUUGAAGGUGGAUUGAUGGCAUAUUGUCGGAGACUUGAUGCGUUGUUGUUCGAGGAUGUAGUGUUUACACCAUAUGAUGAUGAUUGAGCUAAUCAUUCGUUUGUAUCGAUUUCGAUGUUUUCUGGAUAUCUUCGAUGUGGUGGAGUUUCAGUCCCAUAUUUGCCAGAGCGAUGUCUUCGACAGUUUGGUCGUAUUCAGUGCAUUCCGCGUGACGUUCCUCCGAUGCCGAACAAUAUAGAUUGGGUCUGGCAAAGUACUAUGGGAUCAUCUGUACAGACCUUUUGGAGACUAUAUCCUGUUGUG